CGCCUCCCUACUUCGUCUUCCGGACUUCCACUCAUGAGCGCUUAGCAAACCAGCCAUCGCAGCUCCAGAGCUCCAGCUCCCGGGCCGCUCCUCGAUCGCCGGAGACGCCAUGGACCGCAGGGAGAAGUUCCGCAGGGGCUCGUCGAGCUCGGCGGCGGCGGCGGCGUCCAUGGCCGCGCUCGCCGCCGCCGCGGCGGCUGGGGAGGGAUCGAGCUCCGGCUCCGGCUCGGCCGACGGGGCGCUUCCGCCGCACGGGGAGGAGGAGGAGGACCAGAAGCCUCCCAAGCUGGCGGCCGUGGGAGGCGUCUCCAGCUCCUCCCCGUCCCCGGUGCCGGCGAGGAGGGGUGCGGCGGCGGGCGGCGGCGGCGGGCCGAGGUGCCAGGCGGAGCGGUGCAACGCCGACCUGAACGAGGCGGCGCAGUACUGCCGGAGGCACAAGGUGUGCCAGACGCACUCCAAGGCCCCCGUCGUGCUCGUCGCCGGCCUCCGCCAGCGAUUCUGCCAGCAAUGCAGCCGGUUCCACGAGCUGUCGGAGUUCGACGACAACAAGCGCAGCUGCCGCCUGCGCCUGGCGGGGCACAACGAGCGCCGCCGGAAGAGCGCGGCGGACACGCACGGGCACGGCGGCGGUGGCGCCGGAGCUGGCGCCGGCGCCGGCGACGGGUGCCGCCACGCCGACCAGGACGGCCGGGGCCACCAGGGGAACCCGCCGCCGCCGAACCACUUCCACCAGAUCAGAUAAAUCUAUCUAAUUAAGCAUGCUCUCUCUCUUCUGUCAUGCAGCUAGUUAGCAGCACAUGUAUGUGCCAAUGUGUGUGCGUGCGUCUACCCUACUACCCCCAGGGUCGUAUAUUGCAUUGCCCUACGUGCUAACUUGGCGGCUCCCAUCACCUCCUGUAAUAACGUGACGGGCUCCCGUGUGCGCGCACCGGCCGGAGGUGUAUGUGCUAUGUGUCCAUCUGCCAAAAAACCUAGUUGAUGAUGCUGAUUGUUGUAACCUAACCUGCUGGCAAUUUAAGCAGGAACUGCUAGAGUAAUUGUUGCUGCUGCUGCUGCUGUUGUUGUUGUUGUGUGUGUGUGUGUUAUGGAUGGAUGGGUUACCGGAUGUGUAAUCCAGUGGCCUGUGCUAAAUCAAACUGUGCAGGCCGUGUAUUGUUGUU
This is a messenger RNA of Panicum virgatum (switchgrass), 1160 nucleotides long. RefSeq names its product squamosa promoter-binding-like protein 13. Gene Ontology annotation, cellular component: nucleus. Gene Ontology annotation, molecular function: DNA binding. The record is from RefSeq and is a predicted model, not a curated record. The transcript is spliced from 2 exons. NCBI's taxonomy places the organism in Eukaryota, Viridiplantae, Streptophyta, Magnoliopsida, Poales, Poaceae. The coding region runs from base 110 to 742 and encodes 210 amino acids.